Molecule: messenger RNA, 1767 nt
Organism: Pyrus x bretschneideri (Chinese white pear)
Lineage: Eukaryota; Viridiplantae; Streptophyta; Magnoliopsida; Rosales; Rosaceae
Product: transcription termination factor MTEF18, mitochondrial
Exons: 2
Coding region: 10-1284 (424 amino acids)
Biological process (GO): regulation of DNA-templated transcription; chloroplast organization
Cellular component (GO): chloroplast
Molecular function (GO): double-stranded DNA binding
Source: RefSeq, a predicted model, not a curated record
CCCCUACUUAUGGGUUCUAGAGACCUGAGAGCCACUCCAAGGGUUCUGGGGUUUGCCGUGAGAAAUCGUUCGUCGCCGGCAGCAUCUAACAUGGUUCUACUCUGCAGCUCAAAGACCCCCAGGUUAUACUCUUUAAUAUUUUCCUCUCCAUUUGCUUCCAGAAACAAGAGAUUAGUGAUUGAAAAUGUAAAACCCUCACUUUCUUCUCUUCAAAACCAGUUGCUUUACAGACCCAUCACCUCAAAAAUCCCAGAAAACCUACACAAUUUCACCGUCGGUUACCUCAUAAGGUCAUGUGGGUUGUCCCCAGAAGCUGCAAUUUCAGCGUCCAAAAUGCUCGAAUUGCAAAACCCAGAAAGGGCAGACUCUGUUUUGGCCCUUCUGAGAGACCACGGCUUCUCCGAAAUCCAGAUCUCAAAGCUCGUCAGGUCGUACCCGAGAGUUCUGUUGGCGUAUCCGGAGAGAACCCUUUUGCCCAAGAUCAAGUUUUUCAGCUCCCUCGGAGUUUCCAAGGAGGAGCUUGCCAAAACUCUGGCUUCUACUCCACAUCUUUUAUCCGUAAGCUUGGCGAACCGAAUUGUACCCACUUAUGAGUUCCUUAGGAGUCUGAUUUCGGAGAAGAAUGUUGUUUCGGUUUUCAAGUUUCGAUCUCGAAUUUUCUUGGAAGGUCACUGCAAGAAUGUGGCUCCAAAUAUUGGGCUGUUGAGAGAAUUGGGUGUUUCCCAAUCAUGCAUUUCUCUGAUGCUAGCUCAAUGCACCCAAACUUUAAUGCAAAAGCCUGAAAAUUUUGGUAAAGUUGUGGAUGAGGUGAGGGAUAAGGGACUUGAUCUUGAAAAAGCGACUUUUAUGUUUGCGCUACGCUCAUUGUCUAGUAAGAAUAGUAAGUUGAUAUGGGAUCGAAGUCGGGAAGUUUACAGGAGUUGGGGUUGGUCUGAGGAUGAUAUUCUCUUUGCUUUCAGGAAAAACCCGCAGUGUAUGAAUCUAUCUGAGAAAAAAAUAACGCUAGCAAUGGAUUUUUUUGUCAACAAGAUGGGAUGGUCAUCGGGACUACUCGCAAAGUGCCCAGCGGUUUUGUGCCUAAGUUUGGAGAAUAGAAUCAUCCCAAGGUGUUCAGUUGUUAAGGUUUUGUUAUUGAAAGGAUUGAUAAAUGAAAAUUUUAGCUUGAGUUAUGUGUUAUUGCAAGUGGAGAAGCUGUUCUUGGAGAGAUUUGUGACCAGAUACCUAGACCAAGUACCUCAACUGUUGAGUUUGUAUCAAGGGAAAGUUGAAAUUGAAGAUUUGUGAUGUCCAUAAUGUUAAACUGGAUGACAUUCUAACAGUUUUAGCCAUUUGAUUCUGCAACAUUCACUUGUAGCAGCUAGCUUUCAGAGCUAUAUUGUAAGGUGUCAUUGGAUCAAUCUCAACAUCCACGAGGCUAUCACGAGUGGGAGUAUUUGCCAGGAGUAAGUUGCAGGUGUCGUUGGAUCAAUCUCAACAGCUGAAAAAGAAAAGUCCCCUUACGUUACAACCAGAGUGGGGGGGGAGAGAGAGAGAGAGAGAGAGAGAGUGAGAGGGCAACUUGGAGGAUAUCAGCUAGGUCUAUUUUGCGCAUAAUCUUUGGAGAGAGACCUGCACAUUGUCUGGUUUGCUUGCUUUCUUUCCCUUUUUGUUUUUUCCCUUCGUAUUCGAAGUGUACAAAUAGAAACCGAAAUAGACUCUCAUUUUUCAGACUUGAGUUGGUUUUCUUGUACUUGUGGAGCUGAAAUUUCAUUCUUGGGUUUUCUUCUA